Aspergillus ochraceoroseus IBT 24754 is the source of this 847-nucleotide messenger RNA. RefSeq lists its product as uncharacterized. NCBI's taxonomy places the organism in Eukaryota, Fungi, Ascomycota, Eurotiomycetes, Eurotiales, Aspergillaceae. The transcript is spliced from 2 exons. Bases 470 to 751 code for a protein of 93 amino acids. The record is from RefSeq and is a predicted model, not a curated record.
AACUUGCAGCAUGAUUAUUCCUUCCCAGGCCUCAUUCCAUUUAUGGGGUUAUUGUUUACAUCGUACCUUGAACCGGAAUCGGCCUUCUUUCCCCGCCAGCACCAUCCUGGUACGGUUUGCCGUUGUGUUGCUCUUCGAAGAACUAAGCCACCGCGUUCCUGACUGAUUAGCAAGUGGGAAUCGAGACGAGAAUCACCCUUUUUGCUUCUCACAGGGGGCCCGGGGGUUAAACAAGUGGAGACAGUGGCUGAACAGGGUUGAAAUUAAUAAAUCUCCCGUCCGCUUGAUGGAGUUCCGCCGUCCAAUCACUGCCAGACCGAGGAGGGUGAUUCCACGAUUCUAGCAGUUUACCAAAGGCCCCGGCAGACGGCUUGCUUCCUCGCUUUUGCGUGAUUGUCGCCGGGUCCGAAAAGAACCCUCCCAGCCGUCAACUUUAGUCACUUCUUAAGUUCCUUCAUGUUCUGCGCGGAUGUAUGCUUCCGGCCCUUCAGGCGUUCGGGUCCCUGGAAUGGUGUGUGUGUGUGUGUCACUCACUCGGUAUGCUUGUCUAGCUUGCAACUAUCGAAACCGAGUCGUGCGUGUACGCCCGAAAUGCGAAUAUCAAGAAUCCAGGAGUCCUAUGAGGGGCCUAGAAACAUGCGGUGUCGGCUGUUUGAGAAAUAAUCAUACAAAUCAAAUCCAGAAUAAUAUCCGCGCAAAGAGAAAACUAGAAGGUCACUACGAAAUACCUAGGGUAAAGUUCAAGCUUUAAUUCAGGAACUGCGGUCUGUCUUCCCGAUAGAAUGAUUAUUCUCGUAUAUCAUGUAGGAGAUCAGUUCCUCAUACUCAAUCAAAGACACAAAUGCUG